AUCGAAGAUAACAACUUCGACUUCUCGACAUCGCACAGCUGGAAGUCUCAAAAGCUUCAUGUUUCCCCGCUCCUCAAUCCGUGCACGGAAGUCGCGUUAUUCAACCUCAGUCAUCCCACUAUCCCACUUCUGAAGGACAUGGCCUUCCACGACUCUGUUUCCUCUCUCCCUCACUGUCAGCCCUGAACAAACCCUCCAUAAUCUCCCUUCAUCUUAACCAAAAUGCCAAAGAAACUGAAGCUGGCUUCGGCACAAAGCCGUACACUCUCUACUACUGCCGACACCCUUCGCGCACUUGAACAAACCGCGACGUCCGCCGCACAGCAGGGCAUCGAUCUAAUCCUCUUCCCAGAGGCAUACCUCGGCGGAUAUCCUCGAACAUGCACUUUCGGUAACGCCGUUGGGGGUCGUACAGUGGAUGGUCGCGACCAGUUCCUCCAUUACUUCCACUCGGCUGUCGAUUUUGGUGAUACGCCGGCAGGAGCGGGUGACGACUGGCUAAACCGCAAGCUUCCUUUGCCAAAGAACAAGAAAUAUCGCGGUGAUGGCACCCGCGAAGAAUUGGAGAGAAUUGCGCAAGAGACCGGCGUCUUCAUUGUGACUGGUAUCGUCGAGCGCGUUGGAGGAACACUGUACUGUGGUGCCGUGUACAUCUGUCCGCGGGAAGGCAUCCUCGGGAAACGCCGAAAGGUGAUGCCCACCGGAUCAGAGCGCAUGAUCUGGGGACAGGGUGCCGCGUCCACGCUCCGGGCUGUGACGACAGAGAUCAACGGCGUCAGAUUGUGCCUGGCUGCUGCUAUCUGCUGGGAAAAUUAUAUGCCUCUUCUGAGACAGGCCCUAUAUUCCCAGAAUGUAAACCUCUGGCUAGCACCAACGGCUGAUGCAAGAGAUACCUGGGCGAGUCUUAUGAGGACGGUUGGCUGCGAGGGUCGUUGUUUCGUCAUGAGCGCGAACCAAUGCCUGAGGAGAAAAAACCUUCCUGACUGGAUCAAAGGGAACACUCCAACCUCGCAUGGGGAAGCACCUACGGCCGGACUAGCCCCACUUGCCUUUCACUCCACGGAGCCUUCCCAUCCCCAUGGCGAGAGGAGAAGGAGCACCAUCACCAUUACCGAUGAUAAGCACGAGAUCUGCUGGCCCGUCAUCGAGAAGCGUGACACUGCUGAGAGCAUUCGAAAUGGAGACUCUGCUAUUGACGAAGAAUCUGUCAGUCCUGGUGGUGCAAAUCGGCCAACCUCAGGCGUACCUUCAGCUGUUGAGCACCACCGGAUAUCAUGGCCAGCAUUCAGGACCAAAUCACAUGCAGUAGACGAUGAAUUUGUCAGCCGGGGAGGGUCCUGUAUUAUGUCGCCCUUGGGUGACGUGCUUGCAGGUCCACUGUGGGAGGUUGAAGACGGAGGAUUACUAGUUGUCGAAGUCGAUUUCGAAGAUUGUGAAAGGGGAAGGCUGGAUCUAGAUGUUGCCGGAAGCUAUUCGAGAAUGGACAGCUUUCAUUUGACAGUUGACGGAUUGGACUUAAGCCCUCCUCCAUGAUUUGCCCACAGAGAUCAAUAGGGGCCAGAAAAUGGUACAGAAAGGAAACCGGGGGGUUCACGAUGAGCCUUCCUUUCUGUUCUCGGCAUUCCUUUAAUCCCCCUCACAAACAUCAAUAUUACCAUCACCCAUUCAUUAUG
This is a messenger RNA of Lindgomyces ingoldianus, 1673 nucleotides long. RefSeq names its product carbon-nitrogen hydrolase. Bases 223 to 1533 code for a protein of 436 amino acids. Gene Ontology annotation, molecular function: catalytic activity. The transcript has 2 exons. The record is from RefSeq and is a predicted model, not a curated record. NCBI's taxonomy places the organism in Eukaryota, Fungi, Ascomycota, Dothideomycetes, Pleosporales, Lindgomycetaceae.